CGUAUCGUGGAUAUCGUAUCGUCACAACUCUGGCGUGGAGUAAACGAACGCGCCCCCGCCCAUCUCGUCAUCAUUGCCUGUCUAUGACAACGCGACAACUGGGCCUUGUGGUUGUAGCAGCCGAACGCGCUCCCUCGCGCCGACUCCACGUGGGACUGCUCGUUCCGCGCGAGCGGUGACUUGCAAUAAUCGGUGGCAGCCAUGGGUACACAGGAAGAGCUCUCCCACCUCUAUCUGGAGUACACGGGCACAGCAAGUGGCACAGUCACCCCUCUGCAGACGGCAAUCACCCUCUUCUUGCUGUCCUACUGCCAGGAUGUGGCAGUCAAGGUUCACCUGGUGUCCGAAGAGGAGGGAGCAGCGAUCGACGACACGCCGACCUGGGCGCCGCCCGGCCUCCACGUUACGUCCAUACGACGCUCGGACCUCCCGCCAAUCGUCCAGCGCUGUCUGCUGCCCGCACUGAUCGACGACGCCUCGGACGGGGCGGGCGGCCCGCAGGGCGCCGCUCGGGUCGGCCCGACGGAGGGCGAGUGCGGGCUCCCGGGCGUGCCGAAUUGUGCGGCGAGCGGAGACGGCUCGGCCGGUCCGGGGAAGCGCGCCGGGCCGCCCGCUUCGGAGCGGCCCGGCGCCGAGCUGUGCCGGGCCGGGCUCGCCGUGGUGCUCCGCUUCCUGGUGCAGAGGGCGGCCAGGAGACGGGCGGUGCUGCUGCAGCUGCUGGGCUUCAGGCAGACGUGCCUCAAGGCCUGCGCCGAGGUGAGCCAGUGGACUCGUCUCUGCGAGGUCACCUUCCCAGCCGCCGUGCAGUCGCUCGUGAACGCCGUGCGGAGCAGUCCGCAGCCACCGUGUCGCCGGUCCUCUCUCCCGCAAGAGGUGCUUGAGCUGGAGCGUCGGCUGGGUGAGCCUGUCCGUGUGCACAACGACGACAAAUUACGGCGCGUUAAGCUGCGGGGACGGCAGCAGAAGCAGCAGCAGCAGCGGGAGCAGCAGCAGCAGCAGGAGCAGCGGGAGCAGCGGGAGCAGCAGCAGCAGCAGGAGCAGCGGGAGCAGCGGGAGCAGCAGCAGCAGCAGGAGCAGCGGGAGCAGCGGGAGCAGCAGCAGCAGCAGGAGCAGCGGGAGCAGCGGGAGCAGCAGCAGCAGCAGGAGCCGGCCAUGUGUGGUGAUGCGGGCCAGGAGAGCACGGUGGAACUGGCGGCCGCUCUGGCGCGUUUGGCGUGCGUGGGGAGCGGCGCGGGGCCCGGGCGCGAGGCCCCCAGCGUGCGGCGCGUGGUCACGGCCCAGCUGCCCGCGCUGGAGCACGUCUUCGCAGAGGGCCUCUAUUUCACCCUCACGGAUCUUGUCCUCUUCCCUUGCGUGCACCUCCUCCUGGCCCAGCUCCUCUCCUCUGGCCAGGCCGAGGUCCUGCUGGCGGUGCCGCUCGUCACGGCGUGGUACGGCCGCGUGAGCGCCGUGCCGGCCGUUAGGCAGGCGGCCGCGGGGGCCGGUCUGCAGCCCCUCGACCUGCCCCCAACGCACGCCACGCCGCUUCCGUCCUCCGCAAGCCCGGGGCCGGCGCGCGCCGUCGACCCUGAGGCCCUGGGUUCCGACAAGGCGGCUCCGCCGGUUGCCGCCGACAACAGCCGAACGGCUUCCGCGAGUCUCGAGCAGCAUUUCAAAGGCGGCCCUCGCCCCACGCUUGCAAAACUCAAGGAGGCGGGCAUCGAAGCAUGUCUGGACCCCCACCCUUGCUGUCAAAUCACUCUUCCGUGGGGUGACUAUCCCGCGGCUGUGAACCCUGAAGAAGGACAGCUGUCCGAGGCGAGGGCCCUGCGGAAACGGCAGCAGCUGGAGAACCUCGUGGGCUGCGUUCGCUCCCUGGCCCAGCCGUCGCACGUCAUCGUCGACUUCUGCAGCGGAGGGGGCCACCUUGGGAUCGUGCUGGCCUACCUGCUGCCCCAGUGCCAAGUUGUGCUGGUGGAGAAUAAGGAGCAGUCACUGGAGAGGGCCCAGUCUCGCUGCCGGGGCCUGGGCCUCAGCAACGUGUCGCUCUACCAGUGCAAUCUCGACUACUACCAGGGGGCCUUUGACAUCGGGGUCGCGCUGCACGCGUGCGGGGUGGCCACGGACAUGGUGCUGGAGCGGUGCGUGCGGGCGCGCGCUGCCUUCGUCGUCAGCCCCUGCUGCUACGGCUUCAUCCAGAACACGGACAAGGUGUCCUUCCCCAAGAGGCGAGCGACGCCCGCGUGCGAGCGGCGGUGCCUGUGCGUGCGCUCCCGUGCGCACGCCGGGGAGCACAGGAGCCAGAUGUUUCAGGAGGUGUUAUCCUAUCGGGAGCACAUGGUUUUGUGCAGGUUCGCCGACCAGACCGCGCAACACCUCUCCGCUGACAGACGCAGCACAGGAAAGGCGUGCAUGACGUUGGUCGACCAAGACAGGGCCGCAGCAGCCGCAGAGAGCGGAUUCCACGCCCACGUCCACUCCAUGAAUCCUGAGACGUGCUCUCCCAAAAACAGCAUCCUCGUUGGGGUCCUGGACGCACGCUUCCUGGCGGACACGACUACCUCCCCCCCGCUGCUCCUCUCCCACAGUGUUCGCUGCACAAGCUCAGAGUUAGGCCCCCCCUGAGCAUUCACGUGGGGCGGGCAGGGGGAGAGACGCAGGACGGGUGGAAGAGUUGGGGCCAGGCUCGACGUGUAAACAGAGCUGAGCUCUUAUUGUGUACAGUUGUGGAAUUUAAGCUGACAAAAAAUGCACACGUACGGGUUUUUAAUUGGAACCGUGCGUGUGAUGCGGCGCGAGUUGGUCACGGCCUCCAGGGACUUUAUUUUUGAGUCUGAAUUCCAAGAAGUGUUUCCAGAUUUUACCGUGAUUUAUUGAACAGUUAUUUUUUAAGCUCUAUUAGUUUGUUUGGAUAGAAACAUAUCUUGUUUAUAUUACUUAUGUUUGUAGUUGUCACUUAUUUCACUGUCAUUUAAACUAACUUUUAAGUAAAUGCCGCGAUGAAUAUACAUGCAUUCAAGCAAAA
This is a messenger RNA of Petromyzon marinus (sea lamprey), 3004 nucleotides long. RefSeq names its product glutathione S-transferase C-terminal domain containing (gene GSTCD). Gene Ontology annotation, cellular component: cytoplasm. The record is from RefSeq and is a predicted model, not a curated record. NCBI's taxonomy places the organism in Eukaryota, Metazoa, Chordata, Hyperoartia, Petromyzontiformes, Petromyzontidae.